GCAAACGUCACACAGGGGCCAGAGUGAUUGAAGAUGGCAGCAGUACAGGAAGUGGUGAUGGAGCGAGAGGCACGUUCUCCUCCUCCAGCACCGGAAGGGGGAAACAAGGAGGAUGAUCGAAUGAAGGAGUUGAUCCGCUUGUGCUAUGAAGAAGGGAUUAUCCCUAUGAACUUAGACCCUGGCGAGAUGACAGUGGUGGGACGAGAGGCACGGUUCAAGGUGAAUACCGAUAUCGAUCAAGCUAAGGUGAACUGGCUCAAGGCGCAUGCUGUCACGGUCAUCUUCAAAGAAGGCGCCAGAUUCCUAGUACCGAGAAAGGUGAAAGACGAUAUUGUUCGAGCGUAUGAAGACAAACGAACUGGAGAUGGCACUUUCGAUCCGCUCAACUUCAGACGUGGACGGGUGAAAAUAGAGAGUCCCAAUGUAGUCUCUUAUGUGUCAAGAAGCACGGAGGUUGUGACAUGGCUAGUGAACAGGGGUAGUGACAACAUCACUCUUGCGAACACGACUUAUAACCUGGAGUUCAAACCAUGGCUAACCAAGACACAGUUGAAGGUUCAAAGACGCGAAGAGGAUGAGUCUACCUUUUGGGUUAUUGCUGUUCAAGUUUCACUCGACGCGAUGAUGUAUCUCGAAGCUCAUAUCAGACGCGCCAUCGACCCGAUCAUUCUCAUGCAUCCAGCGGAACAGGAUCGAAUGAAGCCAUCGCUGAUCAACAUCAAAUUUGGUGUAGAUCCAGCUAGCCGUCCCAACAUGAAGGAUGCAAUAUGGGUCGAUACUUUUGAGGGAGAUUCGCUGGAGGUUAAGCUGGCUUCUUCAGAAACUCCACGUUGUCGCCGAUGCCGAGCUUUCUUCCACACGGAGGAGGAUUGCCAUCGAGGAUCUCGCCAACGGGACCAAGCUUCAGGAGAAGGACAACAAGCAACACGAGGAGACAGGCAGAGGGCGAAAUCUGUGGAGGGAGUGUGACCUCAGCACAAGGGCUUCCCCCUUGGGACCCCGCCCCGCCAAUAGGGGUCAAAUUUUGUCGAUCUCUUGAUAUAUAGGAUUUUGCUUUUUUAA
Messenger RNA from Chara braunii, 1062 nucleotides. NCBI's taxonomy places the organism in Eukaryota, Viridiplantae, Streptophyta, Charophyceae, Charales, Characeae. The record is from the annotation of a GenBank genome assembly.